Messenger RNA from Paramecium sonneborni, 1202 nucleotides. The record is from the annotation of a GenBank genome assembly. NCBI's taxonomy places the organism in Eukaryota, Ciliophora, Oligohymenophorea, Peniculida, Parameciidae.
AUGAAAUCUUUUGGUUUCUCUAAAUUCACUCUCCUUGAUAGUUUAGUUAACUAUAAGGCACCUCAUAUACCCAUAUCCAAUAAUGAUUUCAUUAAGUAAAUUAAGUCAAAAUCUAAAGAACCUCUACAAUCACCUAAAAAUAUGUAACUUUCAUCAGAAAUCCCUAAACAUGUAAGCUAAUCAUUAGAACUUUAAACUGAAUCUUAAGAAUAAACAUAACCAAAACGCAAAUUACCACUUAAUAGAAUAAGAAAUUAAAGUCUUGCAGCACCCUCUAUUAAUGUCUAUUUAGAAUAAAUUGAAAUAGCUAAACUUAAUAAUAGAUAAAUUAAACAUGACAUGAAUAAAAUUCUUAAUAAUGUUAGCCAUUAUGUUUCUUAAAUUAAGGCUGAUUAGAAAUCCAAAAAAUAUAUAAUUGCACCUACUAAAAACAAUUUCUCAACUGAUAAUAAAUUUAAACCAAUCAAUCUUGAUAGUAAAGAUGCAAUAGAAAUGAUUUCAUCAAAUUAAUCUCUCAAAAUACCAUAGCAUGAUAUAUCAAGAAGUUGCUAAUCUGAAUAAUCUACUGCUAGAAAAAUGUAAUCAGAUAAUCAUGCUAUUAAUAACCUUAUUGAUCUUAUCAAAGAUUUCCAUUCUAAAUUAGAUUAACUUAAAAAAUUAUGGUAAAAUGAUAAAAGAUUAGAGAAAUUCAUUAAAUUUUAACUCUCACUUAAACCUGAUUUAUAAACUAUCUUUUUUCCAGAUGAGGAUACCAAUCACAUUCAUUUGAAUUAUUAAUAAUUACAAAAGUUAUUCAUUCUACCUAAAGCAAAUUAAUAUGGUGAAAUAUGGAAUUUCACAGCUGGAUAUUAAUUAAGAGACAUUCUAAAUUCCAUAAAUAAGAUCUUAGAAUAAUAAAAGUUUUAAGAACUCUUUGAUAUCAAAAAAUCUAUACAAGAAUCUUCUAAAACUAUCAAAGAACUUGAAUAGUAUCUUAUUAUAUUCUAAUUAGGCAUAAAGUAAUUCAAAAGUAUUCAUUAAAAAAAGAUUACAAUUACUUAAGUUUUCAAAGUCUCCUUAUGAGUAAUGAAGAAAAAGAUAAAAAUGUAGACAAAAUGGAAAGAUAACUUGGACCAUUAAGUAAAGUGACAAUAUAGAAUAGAAAAAUGAGUAAUAUGAUUAACGAUGCUAUUCAUAAUUUGCAAUAAAAAUAAAUUAAUUGA